Messenger RNA from Diatraea saccharalis (sugarcane borer), 2552 nucleotides. Lineage: Eukaryota; Metazoa; Arthropoda; Insecta; Lepidoptera; Crambidae. The record is from the annotation of a GenBank genome assembly.
GAUAAAAUUAGAAUCCGCGCGGCGACCACCGGCGCACGAGUCAGUCGCGACUUGGCGAUCGCAACGCAACGGUCUGCCGUGCAUGUGUUCUUAAUUUAAAAAUCGAAUAGUGCUUGUUGUUUUCUUCUUUUGUUUUUCACUGCCGGCCCGGUGUGUUACGAAACGAUUUCAAUUUUGUGCCAGUGCUUUUGUGAGCGCUAUCUGUGGAUUUUUACGUUUGCCGAACGGUGGUGUUAAAACUUUUUCGUCAUAUUAAAUGAAUAAGCACUGAACUCAAAAAGAACUACAAAGAUGAUCCACGUCGAUGAGACUGACCCGGUGGGAGAAAUAGAGCCGCCAUUUCCUUGCCGAGAUGUCACAAUCAAAAGAAACACCGAUGUCAACGAUUACUAUGAAAUGCUCUCGGAAAUUGGAAGGGGUAAAUUCGGCACAGUGUACCUUUGCCGGGAGAAGAGCACAGGACUGGAGUUGGCAGCCAAGCUGGUGUCAGUCAGCAGGAGAGAUGAACGAAGAAAUGUUGAACGUGAAGUGGAAGUAAUGAGGAGGUUGAGACACCCCCGCCUCAUACAGCUGUACGACGCAUACGACUGGGGAAAAUAUAUGUGCGUCGUACUUGAAUUAAUAACAGGAGGAGAGCUAUUCGAGAGAGUAAUCGAUGAAGACUUUGUGCUGACAGAGCGUGCCUGCACGGUGUUCAUGAGACAAAUAUGCGAAGGCAUUGAGUUUGUGCACCGACAAAACAUUUUACAUCUUGAUAUGAAACCUGAGAAUAUCCUUUGCCUGACUAAAACGGGAAAUCGCAUAAAGAUCAUAGAUUUUGGUUUGGCUCGCUUUUACGACCCAGAGAAGAAGCUGCAGGUGUUGUUUGGUACACCAGAAUUCGUUGCACCUGAAGUGGUCAACUUCGAUCAGAUCGGUUAUGGGACAGAUAUGUGGUCUGUUGGAGUCAUAUGUUACGUGCUACUAUCCGGUUUAUCGCCGUUCAUGGGGGAGACGGACAUAGAAACUAUGGCUAACGUGACCGUGGCCAAGUAUGACUUCGACGACGAAGCAUUCAAUGAGAUCUCAGAGGACGCAAAAGACUUUAUAAGAAAACUUCUCGUGAAAGACAAAGAGUGUCGGCCGUGCGCGGCGGAGUGCCUGCGCCACCGGUGGCUCGUCCGACGGCCACCGGUGAACAAACAGCCGCCGCCCCCGCAGCCCCCGCCCAAACAUGAACUCGACGUCGCCAAAGACAACCUCAGACUAUUCGUCGAACGGUGGAGCGAACAUCCCAACUCGCCCUACGUGUUCGACAACCAUUCACACGAAAUCACGUGCCUUACUAACGGAAAUUGCGAGAGAUCUUCGGUCGGUGGGUGCUCGCCGUCUCCGCGGAGCUCUUUGGGAAGUUCCCCUGAUGCGGUCUUCGAUGAGGACGACUCAGAACCGCCGCCUCUGAGGGAACAUAGCACGCUUACGUCCAGAUACAACCCGGUAGAGAGGCGAGCCUCCGACAGCACCUGCUUCCUUCACAAGAAACGGGACGUCCUAGUCAGAAAGAACCUGGCAGAGGAGAUCAAAAAACUUUCGGAUCACCUGUUUAUGCUGUCGACAAUGAACACGGAUCUGGCAAACAACAACGAUGCUAAAGAACUUGAUAAAAACGUAAAAGAGACCACGACCACAGUGACGAAAGAAAAGCUGCCCAACGGAUUCAAGCGACAGACGUUCACGAAGACGAUCACCAACGGCGACGCGUCGAAUGAUAAGGUAGAACGAAAACUCUUCACGUCGAAAUCGACGAACAAGAUUUCUUCGAGUUUUCUGAAAGAAAAACAGCCCGAAAAACCAAUGACAAGCAAGAUGCCUUGGGCUCGAACGACUAUCACGAAAUCAAAGAAAGUAACGCAGCAGAGCAGGGAUGUUCCGGAUCAACCAACGGACCAACGGGACAGCUUCUUCCGAGAGUUUGACAGAAGAAGAGAGAAGAUAGAUAAACUUGUCAACGGUUCGGAGAACGGCAGACAGCUGCCUUACAGAAGAGGGGAUGAAAACAAUGCUCAUAGAACGAAAGAUUUGCUCCUCCACCUUCUUGAGAAAUGGGGAGAAACCGAAGGCGAAGAAGCGGAAAGAACUGCCGGUGGCACAUCGAACGGUGGAAGACAUCAGUCGAUAUCUUUAGAAUGGUCGCCAUCGAAUCGACUAGCACAAAAUUCUAUGUCUAGUCUGCACGCGUUUUUCCAAAGACAAACGUCCGAUGAAAAGAAGCAAAGGAAAAGAGUCCCAGACAAUUUACAUAGUGCCAAAUGAUUUGAUCAAUCCUAAAAAGUAGGUAUUUAGUGCCAUGACAUUCGCAAACUUAUUUAAAUAAACAAUGCAAACAGUUGUCGUAGACAUGAGUAGUUAGAUAACUGGGACCGUGAGGUGCUGACAUUGAGGUCCCAUUAAAAAUAAUCUCAAAAAUACUCAAUUUAUUAUAUUUAUUAAUGAGUUAGUUAAGAAAUGUGAAGUACAACAUAUCUUUGAUUAAAUGAAACAGUAGUCGUUCACCAUAGCGACCUACCCCAGUA